Molecule: messenger RNA, 4155 nt
Organism: Thunnus maccoyii (southern bluefin tuna)
Lineage: Eukaryota; Metazoa; Chordata; Actinopteri; Scombriformes; Scombridae
Gene: abcd1
Product: ATP-binding cassette, sub-family D (ALD), member 1
Exons: 17
Coding region: 616-2913 (765 amino acids)
Biological process (GO): very long-chain fatty acid catabolic process; fatty acid beta-oxidation; long-chain fatty acid import into peroxisome
Cellular component (GO): peroxisomal membrane
Molecular function (GO): ATP hydrolysis activity; ABC-type transporter activity; ATP binding
Source: RefSeq, a predicted model, not a curated record
UCUCAGGUAAACAAAUGCAGAACUUUCUCCCGUCACCCGGCGACAUUAAACACCACAAAACGGUACAAAGAAUGAAAUAAAUCUACGGAUCUAAGAGAGGAAACGUAAACUGUCACUACAUGUGUGUCCCGGUCAGAUAUGGGAUCAUAAUUAAGGAGACUAAACCGGAAACUUUGACCUCUUUUCAUGUUCAGAUCAGAAAAACAACAAAGUCCCAGUUCAGUUAGCGGUUAGCUUUAGCAUAGCUCUGCUAGCCGCCGGGUUUUAAAACCCGGGUUACACUUUUAGCUCGGUUCGGGGUCAGCUUAGCGGGAACGGCAACCGGAUCUGUAGUCGACAGAUACUUUUAAAUUUUUUAUGUCGGACACAGCGAGUGACGGUAGCUCGGUGCUGCUAGCCGCUACACUGAUAUUUACGGUACAGUUACAAGCUAACGGUUACCGGAGCUAACCGGAUCUGAAGUUUCUUCAUCGCCACAGAUUUUAAUUCGGCUUUAACGGGUUUUACCAGCGUGUGAUGAGCUCAGCAGGAAGAGGAUCAACAUGACGUCUCCGUGAUCCUGUGACUCGCUGCUGUUUCUGUCCUCUGAUUGGUGGAAGUCAGCCGUCCGUCAGCAUGCAGCUGACCUAUCAGAAGCUGCCGGCUCAGCUGAGGCGGAGCUCGCGGCUCAAGAGGCUGACGGCCGUGCUGCUCGCCGCCUACGCCGUCAAAAAACUGACGCCGUACGUCUGGAGGAGGAUCAUCCAGAGGAGCGCAGCAGGUAAACAGCUGGGCGGGGCUAACCUCCCUGAGGGCGUGGCCACUUCCUCCUCCAGCACUGUGGACAACUACAAAGAGAAGAAGAAGAGUGGCAGCAGGUCUCCAUCAGUGAACAGGGAGUUUGUCCUCAGACUGUCUCGUCUGUUGAAGCUCUUGUUUCCACGGUUACUAUGUCCAGAGGUGGGCCUGCUCGUCCUGCACUCUCUCACUCUGAUGUCCAGAACCUUCCUGUCCAUCUACGUCGCUGCGCUGGACGGUUUGAUAGUGAAGUGUAUCGUGCAGAAGGACCCGCAGGCCUUCGUGCUGCAGCUCUCUAAGUGGCUGCUCGUCGCUGUUCCCGCCACGUUCAUCAACAGCGCCAUCAGAUUCCUGGAAGGUCAGCUGAGCCUCAGCUUCAGGAGCCGAUUGGUCAACCACGCCUAUGAGCUGUACUUCACCAACCAGACUUACUACCGCGUCAGUAACAUGGACGGUCGUCUGUCCAAUCCCGAUCAGUCUCUCACUGAGGACAUCGUCAUGUUUUCGGCCUCCAUCGCUCAUCUUUAUUCCAACUUAACCAAACCCAUCCUGGACGUGGUCGUCACCUGCUACACCCUGCUGCGCACUGCCCACUCUAAAGGAGCCAACACUACUUGGCCGUCAGUCAUCGCCGGCCUGGUGGUGGCGCUCACUGCCAAAGUCCUGCGCUCCUGUUCGCCUCGAUUCGGGAAGCUGGUGGCUGAAGAGGCUCGACGGAAAGGAGACCUGAGGUACAUGCACUCCCGCAUCAUCGCCAACUCUGAGGAGAUAGCGUUCUAUGGAGGACACAAGGUGGAGAUGGCCCAGCUGCAGAGGAGCUACAUGUCUCUGUCCUCUCAGAUUCAUCAGAUCCUGCUGAAACGACUCUGGUACGUCAUGCUGGAGCAGUUCCUCAUGAAGUACGUCUGGAGCGCCUCCGGCCUGGUGAUGGUCGCCGUGCCCAUAAUCACAGCCACAGGAUACUCUAAAUAUGACUCUGAGGAGGUGAAGCAGGCAGCCAUGGUGAUGAAGGAGGAGGAGCUGGUGAGCGAGAGGACGCAGGCCUUCACCACAGCCAGAAACCUGCUCAACGCCGGAGCCGACGCCGUAGAGAGAAUCAUGAGCUCCUACAAGGAGGUAACAGAGUUGGCAGGUUACACAAGUCGAGUCUCUGAGAUGCUGGAUGUGUUUGAAGAUGUGAAUCAGGGAAUCUACCGUCGCUCUGCAGACAGAGAGGAGCAGUUAACAGCAGCAGCAGCAGCAGCAGGAGGAGCAGGAGCAGGAGGAGCAGUGGUGCAGCACGGGCAGAGAGUCUGCGGUCGACUGGAGAUCAGAGGUCAGGUAAUCAGUGUAGAGAAGGGGAUUCGCUGUGAGAACCUGCCAAUCAUCACGCCGACCGGAGACGUGGUGGUAUCCAGCCUCAACAUCCAGGUGGACGAGGGGAUGAAUGUGUUGAUCACAGGUCCAAAUGGAUGUGGGAAGAGUUCUCUGUUCAGGAUCCUCAGUGGACUGUGGCCUGUUUAUGGAGGAGUCCUGUUCCGUCCAGAACCACAGCACAUGUUCUACAUCCCACAGAGGCCCUACAUGUCAGAGGGGACCCUCAGAGACCAGGUGAUCUAUCCAGACUCAGUGGAGGAGAUGGUUGAGAGAGGAAUGAGAGAUUCAGACCUAGAGGAGAUCCUUCGCACAGUCCACCUGCUCUACAUCCUGGACAGAGAAGGAGGUUGGGAGUCAGUCAGUGACUGGAAGGACGUUCUGUCUGGAGGAGAGAAGCAGAGGAUGGGGAUGGCUCGCAUGUUCUACCACCGCCCCAGGUACGCUCUGUUGGAUGAGUGUACGAGUGCUGUCAGCAUCGACGUGGAGGGAAACAUCUUCCAAGCUGCAAAGGAUGCUGGGAUAGCCCUGCUGUCAAUCACCCACAGACCCUCCCUUUGGAAGUACCACUCUCACCUCCUGCAGUUUGAUGGAGAAGGCGGUUGGCGUUUUGAACCUCUAGAUGCGUCCACUCGUCUGUCUCUGCAGGAGGAGAAACAGCGCCUGGAGAAUCAGCUGUCGGGGAUCCCAAAGAUGCAGCAGCGUCUGGCAGAGCUGUGUGUCCUCCUGGGGGAGAGAGAGGGAGAGAGGGAGGAGGAGGAGGAGGAGGAGGAAGACAAAUGAAGAGGAGUCACUCUCCUGAGUUUAACUCUGAUACUCUCAACUCUGUUUUUACCGGUUACCACGGAGACACUCUCUCAGCAGGCUUGUCAUGUGACUGAAACUGAUGUUAAACUUCAGUUUUCUGUAAAACUGUGAGGAUAAUUUUUAGUUUUUAACCCUUUGAAGUCUGAAGCCACAGUAUUCCCCCUUCAGUGUCUCUGGUGAACAUCAUGUUUAAAGGAACAGUUCAACUUUUUUUUUCUUUCUCUUUUCUCAGAUGUUCAGAUAUCAAUCUCAUGUCAGUGUGCGGUUAGCCUAGCUUAGCAUAAAGACUGGAAACAGCUAGUCCGGCUCUGAUUAACAUGUCAUGUCUUGUUAGUUUAAUCCAAACUCAAACUGAAGUGCAGAAACACAGUUUGUAGUUUCAGGGAGAGUUCUGUACUGGAACUAUUUCCUGACAAACAACAUCGUAUCCAUCCGCCCAGUAACUCUGUGCAACGUCUUCAGUGUUUGCCUGGAAACCAGGAAGUAACUGUUCUGUGUGUGUGUUGAAAAUCUGCACACAUGUUCACAAAAAACAGAAUCCAGAACAUUUAUCAAACCUAUCCAUCCAAAAGUUCUCAGAGUGACACUUUUAGGAGUAAAAAUAUGUUCAUUAAUUUAGUAAAUCACUUCUGUCUAUGCUGAUAUUUAUUAGAGCUGCAGGUCAGGCAGGGUUAGAGUUAAUUAGGGUUAUAUAUUCAGAGAGAUGGGAGAUGUUUUAGGGACACUUGAUGACAAUAAACUUGUUGAAAGAUCAUUUUAGGGAUAAUCCUGCCAGAAUAACUUCAACUUUAAAACUCCAAGUUUAUCAUGAAGAAGUUUACUGAAGUUAGAAGUGCAGUUGGACAGUUACAUACUCUUCAUGCAUCACAGUCAGACAGUUUUCAGCACUAUCGCUACACACUACAUGCUACAUGCUACGAGCUACGUGCUACGUGCUACAUGCUGCACCAUUACAGGCUGGAAAACACUGUGAUUGGAGACAAAUUACAUAAUAUUUACAUAAAGGCUACAUACAUUUAUUUGCUUUUAGUUGCUGUUUACAAUCCAGAUUUAAUUCAUAUUAACCUGUGUAAGUUAUUAACAUACACACAUUAAAUCUACACCGAAUAAAGUGGUGAUAUUUUGCACAUUCUGUUACGGCUACAGCUAAUGAUUAUUGUUACUGAUUAUUCUGUUGAUUAUUUUCUAGAUUAAUUGAUUAGUCAUUUGGUCUAUAAA